UCUAACUAGCAAGCUAAAUUGCUAACUUUUGCUUACCGAAAUCAUACAGCGUAUUCAGGACAUGGUCAAGAAAAAACUGAUCCGUGUCUUCUUCCUUUCCAUUUUCGUUGUUGUCCAUUUCAAGCAGUGACUAAACUAAUACCAUGUCAAGACGAAAUAAAAUAGGGAAACAAAGAAAAAACACGAUUGUGGACGACUGAUAACAAACCAAUGUACACACGUGUGUGUCCUAUGCAACUGAAAAGCAACAGGAUCAGGAUGUCAUUUCUUGGCCACCGUAGUUUAAUGUACAAACAAGGAAGUAGCCAUUCACAGCAGGGAAUUAUCCAGCGAGUCAAACAUAUAUAUCUAGCUUAAAUCUCUGCUGACGAUUCUUCAGCCAAAGCAGCAUCUAUGUUUUUAUGAUACCUGCUAAGGAAUGGCAUCAAAAACUCUUUAUUCGCAAAGGGACCCAAUGCUAAAGAGAGAUGGCUUUGAAGACAUUUUAGAAGAGAGGAGGAACUCCAGCGACUUGAAGUACGCGUUGAGGUGCUAUGCACCGGUUCUUUACAAGGGAGUCACUCCCUGCAAAGCAAACAUGCUCAAGAAUAUCGUUCUCCAAUCUGAUCAGCUACACUAUGUCAUUAAUCAAGUGUCACAAGAGUCUGGCGAGGCCCCUGACAUCAUCCAAGAAGAGGCCUCUGUCAUUCUGGAGGAGAUGGCCCACCGGCUCCAGAUCAGCACCGUCCGCUUCUUUGCCUUCGCUCUUAGUAAGGCCUUCAAAACCCUCUUCCAACAUGUCUGUGUCAACGAGGAGGGCAUCCAGAGACUCCAACAGGCCAUCCAGGAGCAUCCGGUGGUGUUGCUCCCCAGUCACCGUAGUUACAUGGACUUCCUGUUGAUGUCCUACAUCCUAUACACCUAUGACCUCGCCCUGCCUGUCAUCGCUGCAGGCAUGGAUUUCAUGGGGAUGAAGUUUGUUGGUGAGAUGCUCCGGAUGUCAGGAGCGUUCUUUAUCCGGCGCUCGUUUGGAGGAGACAAACUGUACUGGGCUGUGUUCUCAGAGUAUGUGAAGACCAUGCUGAGGAAUGGAUUUGCACCUAUUGAGUUCUUCUUAGAGGGUACAAGAAGCCGAACAUGCAAGUCCCUCACCCCUAAAUUAGGAUUACUGAAUAUCGUGAUUGAACCAUUCUUCAAAGGAGAAGUGUUUGAUGUCAACCUAGUGCCUGUCAGCAUCAGUUAUGAGAGGAUACUAGAGGAAUCUCUCUAUGCCAGGGAGCUCCUGGGAGUGCCCAAGCCUAAGGAGUCCACCUCUGGACUGUUGAAAGCCAGGAGAAUCCUCAGUGAAGACUAUGGCAGCAUUCAUGUGUACUUUGGCCAACCAGUGUCAGUACGGAGUCUGGCCCAGGGCAAGGUCAACCGCUCUACGUACAACCUUUUCCCAAGACACAUCCCUAGGAAGCCCAUGGAGGAGACUCAGUCAUUUGUGAAUGACACUGCCUACAGGAUAGUGCGUCUGCAGGAGGACAACAUGGUGCUGAAGCCCUGGGUCCUGAUGGCCUCCCUCCUCCUGCAGAACCUGGAGGGCCUGGAGCUGUCUGUGCUGACAGAGCAGACCGUCUGGCUCCGAGGCCUAGCCCUGUCUUAUGCUGCCUUCCUGGACUGGCCUGACCAUGCUCCCACAGCGAAGGUGGUGUCGUCCAGCCUGGCUCUCCACAGGGGCUUGGCGUGUGUCUCAGGGGGCCGGGUUAGUCUGGUGGUAGGGGAGCCCCUGGGCCCGGUGACCCCAGAGGAGGCUCUCUUUAACAGAGCCGUCAGCGUGCUCUCCUGUGCCUCCUACAGGAACCAGGUCCUUCACGUGUUCCUCCGGCCCGCCAUGCUGGCUGUGGCCAUGCACACUGCAGCCUCCUCUAAGAAGAAUGAAGUGUACAACUGCUUCAGCUUCCUUUGGGACAUGUUCUCCAAUGACUUCAUCCUCUGUCCUGGGGACACUGUCCAGGACUUUGAGGAGGCGUGUUACCUGCUGGUGAAGACUGGUGCUGUCCAGAUGCCGCAGCAGGACAUAGUGAUGACAGACAUAGGUCAGCCCACCCUCUCCUUCUUCAAUGGCCUGCUGGAACCAUUCCUACAAGGCUACCAGGUGGUGUGUCGGUACCUCUGUGAGGAGGCCAGUGAGGGCCUGACAGAGAAGCAGUACAUCCCUGCUGUCCGCAGCUUCGCUGUCAAACUCAUCCUAGCAGGAAACCUGAGGUGCUAUGAGGUGCUAUCGUCAGACAUGCAGAAGAAUGCUCUUGCCGCUUUGCUGCGUAUGGAUGCUGUAAGAAAGGUCAAAGUAGCUGAUCAAGUCACUCUCAUAGUGAACAAGAUGGCUGUGAACUCUAUAGACGAUAUACUGGGAGGCAAACUUCCCACACAGAAAGCGCUCCUCGCUCGACUGUAGUUCACUCACUUCGCGGGCCAAUGAAAACUCUGGAGAGUAAACUCUGCCUUCAUUACCAUAAUGCCAAAUUUUCCAGGAGAGCAUAGCUUUGCUGACUACAAAGGUUGUUUGUCAUAGUUUUUUUAAAAGGAACUUCACUGGUUUGCCAUCUGGGACACUGUUUUAUAUGACAAAUAACACCAAAAUACUUAUUUUAGAUCUUCGCUCACACUAACUACGUGUCUGUCUAGAGACGUUUUACAUUUCCGAGGUUGCCAAAGUAAUUUAAAUAGUAACCAUUUUAAUUAACACGUUUUGUGCAAUCCCGUUUGUUUUCUAACACUGCUUGGACUCAUUAAUAUCUUCAUUUGUUAUUUUGGUGUUAUGGCGUCUGAUGUGGUAUUGCUGCUUGUGUAGUCUGUUAGUGUUUGUAUUGUGUUUGUGUUGGUGUGGACCUCUCCCUUUCUCCUCCUCUGGGAUCGUUGCCUUUGUGUGUUUUUCAGAGAAAUCAUUGUUACAAAAAUGGGGUCGCAUCAUGUUGUUUACAGACCGAAUUGAGGAUACCAGCCUAUUUAUGCAACGUUAACACUGAGUAGAUAAUAAAUUGUAUUUACACUAUUUUAUUAUAUCAUAUUUGGAUUUGGAGUAGAAACACCCCCUCUCAUGAUCAAAGCCAAAGAGUUUGGGAUUUCAUCAGAUAUGCUGAUGGUAUAAUAUCCAAACAUGAGAGCCAUAUGUUGUUUACAUCUGUUUUAUACACAUGUGCAGCGCUACAUAUCCAACUGCAUCAUUGUGACUCUGAUAUAGGAUGCCUAUUGUGGAAUACUCAGUUACAUCUUAAGACCUAAGAUCACAAAGGUAACCUGACCACUGAGGAUUUACCGUAAUUUCUCCUUUCCUAUACUUCCUGGUUUGUUUAUUGUGACCGAAGUAUGUUUCUGAACUGUUUUGAUAUGACUGUUUAUAAUGCGGAUUUGACAAAAACAUGAAGAAUGUGACCAUGAUCUCUGUUACCAAGUGCAGCAGAUGCUAUGACUGUUAGUCUCCUGCCAAAGUAUACAUGUCUAUGUUACCCUACCAUUCUGUCAUGUACAGUAGGGUGCAAUGUGUAUGUGUUUUUGAUGUGGAAUUAAUGUUGUUCUAACAUUAAUGACUACUGUUGCAGUAAUGUAACAUUGAACUAUAUGACAGUGUGUGGCAGUUAACUGUGAUCAAUGAUGCUUUUUGAAGUAAAUCUACAAGCAGAAUAAAGAAUUUGAAAUAAU
This is a messenger RNA of Oncorhynchus gorbuscha (pink salmon), 3663 nucleotides long. RefSeq names its product glyceronephosphate O-acyltransferase (gene gnpat). Gene Ontology annotation, cellular component: mitochondrial membrane; peroxisomal membrane. The coding region runs from base 419 to 2419 and encodes 666 amino acids. The transcript is spliced from 16 exons. The record is from RefSeq and is a predicted model, not a curated record. NCBI's taxonomy places the organism in Eukaryota, Metazoa, Chordata, Actinopteri, Salmoniformes, Salmonidae. Gene Ontology annotation, molecular function: glycerone-phosphate O-acyltransferase activity. Gene Ontology annotation, biological process: ether lipid biosynthetic process.